GCCGCUCCGAGGACACCUCGGCCCCCCUGGAGCUCUGCGGUGGCUGGCUGUCCGUUCCGAUCACACCUAGACCUCGGCGGGUUGGUAGGAAGGAGGCUGAGCAGCAGCCAGCUGCCCAGGAGGGCAAGGACUGGCCCACUGAUUGGCCUCUGGACUUGCGCUAUUAAAAUAUGCUGGGGACCAUUACGAUCACAGUUGGACAGAGCGAGUCUGAAGAUGUGAGGGAAAGAGACUCUGAUAAAGAGAUGGCUGCCCAGUCUGCCGUUGUUGAGGACAUCACGAAGGACAGGCAGGAGGAAAUGCCUGAAGUCAUCGAACAGAUCCCUUCAGAAAGCAAUUUAGAAGAGUUAACCCAACCUACUGAGUCCCAGGCUAAUGAUGUUGGAUUUAAGAAGGUGUUUAAGUUUGUUGGCUUUAAAUUCACUGUGAAAAAGGAUAAGAACGAGAAGUCUGACACUGUCCAGGUGCUUGCCGCCAAAAAAGAUGAAGUUGAGGGAACAGAAGGGUCAAAUGGGGCCGGUGACCACCAAGAGCUCAGCGUGGAGAUCAGGGAGUCGGCAUCCAAAGAAAGUGAAUUAAAGCAAUCCACAGAGCAGCCAGAAGACUCCCUUAAGCUCGAGCCAAGCAACACAGAGGUUUCUCUUCAGACUGAGUCUGGUCAGGGGUCAGAGGAAGGCAAAGACGAAGGAGAAGAAAAAGAACCCACCAAGACUUCAGAAUCUCCCACCAGCCCCGUUGCCACCGAGACAGCAUCGCCCUUCAAGAAAUUCUUCACCCAAGGUUGGGCUGGCUGGCGCAAAAAGACCAGCUUCCGAAAGACAAGGGAGGAGGAGUUAGAAGCUUUGGAGAAGAAAAAGGAGCAAGAGCCAGAAAGGUCAGGCGCAGAGGAGAAGACAGAAGAAACCUCAGAGGAGCAGCCACAGCCACAGGACCCCACGGGGGGUGUAGAUGAGGCCAGACUGUCCGGUGAGUUUGAGAAGGUGGAGCUGCCCUCCGAGGACCCAGGCAGCGGCUUGCAGGGCUCUUCGGAAGAGAAGUGCGCUCCACUGGCCACAGAGAUCUUCGAUGACAAAAUAGAAGUCCAGCAAGAAGUCAUUGCCGAAGUCCACGUCGCCAGCGCCACCGAGAAGAAAACAGAGGAGCAAGAAUCAGAUGUGGCAGACGCGGGAGGGCCCUCCCCACCUGAAAACCUGGUUGAAAUGGAAGCUGGAGCGGCCGAGGAGCUGGUGGAGACGGAAGACGUGUGCGUCCCCAGAGAAGACGGUCCCCAGCCAGCUGAGCCGAGCGCCGAGGAGCAGGGGGUGUCCAGACACCCCGAAGGCGUGGUGAGUGAGGUGGAAAUGCUGUCAUCACAAGAGCGAAUCAAGGUGCAGGGAAGCCCCCUCAAGAAGCUCUUCACGAGCACUGGCUUAAAGAAGCGUUCGGGGAAGAAACAGAAGGGGAAGCGAGCCGGCGACGACGAGUCGGGGGAGCAGCCUCAGGCUGCAGCAGAGUCGCCGGACAGCGCCGACGAGCAGAAGGGCGAGAGCUCCCCUUCAUCCCCCGAAGAGCCCGAAGAGAUCACGUGUCUGGAGAAAGGGAUAGCAGAGGGCCACCAGGAAGGGGAAGCGGAGGAGGGAGCGACUUCGGACGGAGAGAAAAAGAGGGAAGGCAUCACACCCUGGGCAUCCUUCAAAAAGAUGGUGACGCCCAAGAAACGGGUCCGGAGGCCCUCGGAAAGCGACAAAGAGGAUGAGCUGGACAAGGUGAAGAGCUCUACCUUGUCUUCCACGGAGAGCGCAGUCUCGGAAAUGCAAGAAGAAACCAAAGGAACCGGAGAGGAGCAGAAGCCCGAAGAACCAAAGCGCAAGGUGGACACGUCCGUGUCGUGGGAAGCUUUGAUCUGUGUGGGGUCAUCCAAGAAAAGGGCAAGGAAAGGAUCAUCUUCUGACGAGGAAGAAGGACCGAAAACCACGGGAGGAGACGGCUGCAAAGCAGAGGAAGCCGGCAAAGACAAAGAGACGGGAAGCAACACCAUCCUUGCCAGCUCCCAGGAUCAGGAUCAGGGGCCAGGAAGUUUCUCCCCCGAGCCAGCCGGAAGCCCCUCGGAAGGGGAGGGUGUUUCCACCUGGGAGUCCUUUAAGAGAUUGGUCACCCCAAGGAAAAAAUCCAAAUCAAAACUGGAAGAGAAAACCGAAGAGCCCGCUGUGGAACAUUUAGCUUCAGAGGUUGAACCCGGGAAGGAAGAAUCUUGGGUCUCCAUUAAGAAAUUUAUUCCAGGCCGUCGGAAGAAAAGGUCGGACGGCAAACAAGAACAAGUCGCCGCCGAAGACCAGGGGCCAACAGAAGCCAACGAAGACGAUCCCGAUGUCCCAGCUGUGGUACCUCUGUCCGAGUACGAUGCGGUGGAGAGGGAGAAGCUGGAGGCACAGCAGGCCCUCCAAAGUGCAGAGACGUCCCAAGGAAAGAUGCCUGUGGACGUGCCUGAGGAGCUCAGCAAGAAUCUGGUUCACACGGUGACUGUGGCCGUCAUCGAUGGGACCAGGGCGGUCACCGAUAUUGAAGAACGGUCUCCUUCUUGGAUUUCUGCUUCAGUGACAGAACCCCUUGAACAGGCGGAAGAGGAGGACAUUCCAUUAAUUGGGGAGGUCACUGAAAGAGAAGUCAUUGCAGAAGAAACCCCCGUGGUCACGGAGACUUUGCCAGAGAGCAGAGAGGCCCAGGAUGUCACGAUGGCCAGCGAGGUGGAGUUGACUUCCGAGGCGGUGACGGCUGCAGAAACCACCGAGGCGCUGGGUGCCGAAGAAGCAACAGAAGCGUCAGGUGCCGAAGAGACUACGGAAAUGGUGUCAGCAGUUUCCCAGUUAACCGAAUCCCCAGACACCACCGAGGAAGCCACCCCUGUUCAGGAGGUAGAAGGUGACGCGCCAGACAUGGAAGACCAGGAGAGGCGGACUCAAGCCGUCCUGCAGGCGGUCGCGGAAAAAGUGAAAGAGGAAUCCCAGCUGCUGGAGACCCUCGGGCCGGAAGGUGUGAUCCAGACCUCACCGAAAGAGGAGCCCAGAGCCCCAGAGGUGGAAGGAGCAGAAGAGGGUCUGAGGAGAGAGAUGGAGGUACCUGGGGGGGAAACCAAGGCUGAGCACUCCACCCCAGGCCCUGUCGUUACCCAGACCAGCCCUGAAAGCUCUGAAAACAUUCCUCACCUCCCGGCGAGCGCAGAGUCCAAGAGGCCUGAAACCACUUGUCAAGAGGAAACUUUAGCUGAGGUCAAGUCCCAGGAGAAUGCAUCGGAAGAGGCUCAUCCUCCCGACUCGACUGAAACUCUGACAGACAGUGGGACCAACGGAAGCACCCCCGUAGCAGAUUUUGAAGCCCUGGAUACCAUGCAGCAAGAUGAAGUCGCGGAAAGCCAAGAAGAGGAUGCGGGCGUCUCGGGUACCCAGUCCCAGGUCACACUGGCAGAGGCUGUUCCUGGGCAGAAAGAGGGGCCUCCCUCACCACCUCAUUUUCAAUCCCAAGAAGAAAACAUAGAGCAAUCAGAAAUGGAAGAAAGUCUAGAUCAUAGAGAUCCAGAGGUGUCAGUGGAAGCUGUACCCAUUCUAUCCAAGACUGAGGGGAUUCAAGAGACCGGCCAGUUUGCUGAGGAGGAAGCCAAAGAUGGAGAGUAUGUCGAAGAACUCGAAGCGCCUUCACACACAGAAAAAAGCAUCAGCCAGGAAGAGGUCACUGAGGUUGCCCUGACAGGUGAAGUGACCAUGGGAGCGGAAAGCCAGAAUGAUAAUACUGAUCUCCGGAGCCCGAGUCCAGAGAUGGCAGCUCAGGGAGAAGAGGAGGAGACAGAAAAAAAGUCAGCACAAGUGAGUGAAGAAAUCCCUGAGCAAAAAGCAGCUGUUCCCGGAUCUGAAGAGCCCAGCCAGGAACUGGCUGAGACCGUUAGUGUGCCUGGCCUGGACGGGAGACAGGAAGAGGGCAGCCUUGAAGCAGUCUCUCCUGGCCCAGAUCCAAAGGGAGUGGGGUGCACAGAGGUUCAUGUGCAGAGCUCUGAGGCACUGGCAUCUCCAGCAGCAGUGGAGGAAAAGGUCUUAGAAGAAACUAUCGAGAUUUCAGAAACAGGUGAAAUCUUGGAGUGUGCAGGUGCACGUUUAGGACCAGAAGGAAGAACCUCUGAAAAAGAAGACUCGAUUCCUCAGCCAGGGGACACCAUUGUGCUCGAGGGGCCCGAGCCUCAGGCAGAAUCCAUGCCAGCAAUAGUAUCUGCCACUCCCGAAAGAGGCCUGCCCUCUGACCUGGAAGGAGAGAAGAGCACAUCACAGAAACAGAGGUCAGACGAAGACGAGGAGCAGACUGAUCAGCAGGAAGGCCAAAUGAGUGUAGCCAGAGACGAUCCCCUGGGCGAAAAUGAGGCUUGGGAACUUGAGACCAGGAGCAGUAAGUUUGUCCAGAACAUCAUUCAGACAGCCGUUGACCAGUUCACACGGUCGGAAGAAACAGCCACAGGUAUGCUCACAACUGAAUGGCAGACGCAGACCCUCCUGAUGCAAGCUGACAGCCAGGAGGCCACAGAGGAACCCAAGAAAGAAGAAGAAGAAAGUCAGGAAUCUGCGCAGGAUGAAAGGGAAGCUAUUGCAGCCCAAGAGGAGCCAGAGCUCACUGCUGUGCAUCCACCACUUGCUGACGCUUCCCAAGAUGUGAGCGCAGCUUCUGAAAAGAUCGUGACCGCUGAGAUCAAAAGUCCCAGUGUCAGUAACCAGCAGGGCGAAGAGCUGAUUCUCUCAUCCAAGGCCGAGGGAGAUGGAACAGGAAUGAAGUCUGUGUCGGAUGAGGGUCAGGCUGAAUUAGGAGAAAGAACAAAGAAGUUGCCAUUGGAGUCCAAAGAAGACGAAAAAGGAGAUGCUGACCACCCAGAGAACCAAAGCUCCACCCUGGCGGAUGCUGAUGCCUCGGGAGACUUAACCAAAGAGUCCCUGGAUGCCAAUGGACCAAAACCGAAAGAGGAGGAAGAUGCCCAGGAAGUAGGAUUUCACGGGGGAAAAGUGCACAGUGAGUCAGAGAAGGAGCCCAAACCCCAAACAGAAGAGCAGAUACAGAAGCACGGGAGAGAACUGGCAAGACCCGAACUGGCAGAAUCCUAAGACAUCGUUUAAACUCAUCGUAUAUUUGCAAGACCAGUAUGUGAAAACAAGUCGUGGAGAAGAUGCUGCUGAGACUUGAGACCAACGUUUCAGAACUUUGAGAACCGGAGAACAGGCAUGUCCGCUGAUCCCACUCCUAGAGCGCCCCCGACAAUCCUGAGGCUUCAUCAGGAGCUAUAGCCAUCCCACAGUUCCUUUGUUCCAAGACCACCUGUAUUUUCCCUUGUUACCUUAUAACAUUUCUGAUUCAAGGUUCUGAAUUCUUAACCUGGAACUGGAGUUGGCAAUAACCUGGUUCUGCUUCUCAAACUGGAGUAUCAUUCUUUAUGUAUUUAUGUGUGUGUCUUAGGUAAUCAUCCCUCUGUGUUUACUGUAUGUUUUUUCUUACUGUGUAAGGACACGUGCAACAUAGCACAUGCCCUUUGUGUCACACACUAUAUGACGGGGUGUGCAGCUGUGGGGUAGCCUUGGAAAGACUUAAGCCUCAAUGAUAAAACCUGUGAAAAACAGCUUCUGAGAAAUAACAUUCCUAAUGAGAAGGUACAGUUCUUACUUUAAAAUUCACUAAUGCUCAGGUCCAUGGUAGAAGCACUCUGAAAUCCAUCACUUUCCUAUUAUGCGCAAUGAGCUAAAAAUAAAAAAAAAAAAAAAGCAUUUUGAAAAAUACAGUAUGUUCCAUUGUUACUGUGGGAUUUUUCUUUCUAGUCCAGGGACGGUUGGAAAAAAGGCCUUUUCAGUAGCAAAUGAAGUCCUAAGUCUUUGCUCCUAAUUGUUACUGUUGUUUGGACAGAUGAGUGUGCUGAUUCUGAGGCAGAGUAGUGAGAUGUUUUUUUUUUUUUUUUCAUGUUAUGCAGAAAAGAAUUGACUGUUGUAAGUUUUUGAUUUUUACUCUUGUAUGCUGGGCCGUAUUCAGAGAUGGAGUCCGGUUCUUUACAAAUGGUAUUUUGAUAGAUACUGGAUUGUGUCUGUGUCAUAUUUGUGCCCCUUCUUUUUAAGAACAAUGUUGCAUUGUGUUCAUUUGGAUAAAUUGUGAUUUGACAACUGAUUUAAAUAAAAUAUUUGCUUCACUUAGA
Ictidomys tridecemlineatus (thirteen-lined ground squirrel) is the source of this 6184-nucleotide messenger RNA. RefSeq names its product A-kinase anchoring protein 12 (gene Akap12). The record is from RefSeq and is a predicted model, not a curated record. Gene Ontology annotation, molecular function: protein kinase A binding; calmodulin binding. Gene Ontology annotation, biological process: signal transduction; regulation of protein kinase C signaling. Gene Ontology annotation, cellular component: cytoplasm. Lineage: Eukaryota; Metazoa; Chordata; Mammalia; Rodentia; Sciuridae.